Bemisia tabaci is the source of this 1570-nucleotide messenger RNA. NCBI's taxonomy places the organism in Eukaryota, Metazoa, Arthropoda, Insecta, Hemiptera, Aleyrodidae. The record is from RefSeq and is a predicted model, not a curated record.
UGGACACAUAAUUAUUUAUGCAAUAUUUUCCCAUCAGAGUGCGCUUCAUGCUCUUAAGAAUAACUAUGUUUUUUCGCACAAUUUUUAGAAUGUUCCCGAAGGCACUGUAUGGUAUAGUCCUUGCUGUCGGUGUUUAUUUGAUUUACCCUAACGCACUGAGAAUCUUCUCUUCGGAAGUUGUUGUCGGUCCUCUUCCGGAGGAUGUGUACUGGGGAGCUCCCAAACCGGAAUCGGCGAAAGAGGAUGAGAUCCGUCCGUUCAAAAUCACCACUUUACCAUCGGUUUUGGAGCAUCUGAAGAAACGACUAAAAGAGACGAAAUUUCCUCAUGCACCUCUGAAAGGAGUCAAUUUUGAGUAUGGAUUUAACUUAGAUCACCUCAAAGAAAUUAGAUCUUACUGGCUGAAUAAAUACGACUGGAACAAUCGCCUCAAAUUUUUGAACAGUUUUCCUCAUUUUAAAACAAUAGUCUCAGGUUUAGACAUUCACUUUAUGCACGUUAAACCUUCCGUAACCUCACAAAAAUCGCUUAAAGUCAUCCCAAUUCUACUGCUGCAUAGUUGGCCUGGAUCAAUCAGAGAGUUCUACGAACUUAUUCCGCAGCUAGUCACUCCGAGAAAAGAUUUCGAUUUCAUCUUUGAAGUUGUCGCCCCGUCUCUGCCCGGAUUUGGAUAUUCUGAGGCAGCCGUUAUCCCAGGUUUGUCGACUGCUCCGAUGGGCGUCAUUUUCAAGAAACUGAUGCAGAAGUUGGGCCAUGAAAAAUUCUAUGUUCAUGGCGGGAACUGGGGAUUCAAGAUAGGUCGAGAUAUGUCCAUUUCUUACCCCGAAAAUGACCUAGGGCUGCACGCUACGAUGUGUACGGACUUCGACCUGACCCCAAGAAACCUGGUGUGGACCUGGGCACGGAUAUUCCUCGGCGGCAUCUAUCCACCAUUAAUCGAGGAUCCGAAAGAAGAUCAUGAUCGACUGUAUCCUCUGCGAGACUUCUUUACCUGGUUGUGGACGGAAACUGGUUAUGCGCAUUUACACGCGACAAAACCAGACACCAUCGGGGCUGCUUUGCUUGACUCUCCAACGGGUUUGGCUGCAUAUAUCCUUGGCAAAUUCGCUACUCUGACGAACCCUGCCAAUAUUAACUUACCAGACGGAGGCCUCACAAAGAAAUUCUCCCUUGAUGCUCGGCUGGACAAUGUCAUGAUAUACUGGACGACAGAUUCCAUUUUGACCUCAAUACGGUUGUACAGUGAAUACUGUUCUACAAAGUACAAGGAUCUCAAUUUUGAAAUAGCUCCAGUAAAAGCGCCCACAGCCUGUGCCCGGUUCCGCCAUGAGUUGUUUUACUCUCCCGCUUUCAGUCUGAGGGAAAAAUUUAAGAAUCUCGUCAGAAUUUCGAAAAUCAAUGAUGGAGGGCUCUAUCCUACUUUUGAACUGCCGGACGUUGUUGCGAACGAUAUAUGGUCAUCCAUUCCACUCUUCGCACGGGCGAACAAAAACGUAACAGAUAGUUUAAAAAAAUGAAAAUUUAAUUCUUGUUUAUUUUUUUUAAAUAAAGUGUAUAAUAUUAGUGUUGA